Solenopsis invicta (red fire ant) is the source of this 2220-nucleotide messenger RNA. RefSeq lists its product as uncharacterized. The transcript is spliced from 4 exons. Bases 1 to 2220 code for a protein of 739 amino acids. NCBI's taxonomy places the organism in Eukaryota, Metazoa, Arthropoda, Insecta, Hymenoptera, Formicidae. The record is from RefSeq and is a predicted model, not a curated record.
AUGGCGUCGCUGAGGGACCAAAGGCGUGAAGCCAAAAGGUCCCUGCAGCGAGCCAUCGGUGACGCCAAGGCCAGGGCUUGGGAAGAGCUGGUCAAGACUGUAGACCGUGACCCGUGGGGGCGCCCCUAUCUCAUCGUGAGAAACAAGUUUAGGAAGGCGGGCGCUCCUCUCACGGAAAGUCUUGACCGGCGGUUCUUCGAGACAGUGGUCAUAACCCUGUUCCCUCCGGGUGCGGGGGAGGUGGCCCAUCUCGGCGUGCCCCCUCCACCGGUACCCGAUCGGGGAACGCGCGCAAGGAGUACUGGUGGACAGCCUCCGACACUUGUUCGGAAAGUGUCUGAAGGCUGGGCGGUUCCCCACCGCGUGGAAGGAGGCAAGAAUGGUGAUCCUCCGGAAGAAGGGCAAGCCCGAGGGAUCGCCCUCGGCCUACCGCCCCAUCUGCCUACUCAACGAGGCGAGCAAAAUGCUGGAGCGCAUUAUAGCUGCCCGCCUCCGAGAGCACCUGUCUCAGGAGGGCCCCGAUUUGGCCGACUGCCAGUUCGGAUUCCAGGAGGGCGAUCUACCGUCGAUGCUAUUCGACGGGUCCGUGCCCUCUCGGAUGAGGCUGUCUCCCGCGGAAGAGUGGUGUUGGCUGUGUCACUGGACAUAGCCAACGCCUUCAACACUCUUCCGUGGGAGUGUAUACGUCAGGCACUCCGAUUUCAUCGGGUGCCUGCGUAUUUGCAGAAAUCGGUCCUAGGACGGCUCCUGUGGAACCUCGGAUACAAUUGGGUCCUCCGGGUCGCCCUCCUCACCGGGCUGGGUCUAGUGUGUUACGCCGAUGACACACUACUCCUGGCCUGGGGGGAAGAUUGGAGGAGCACCGUUCGCCUCGCCGAGGUCGGGGUGGAGCUUCUGGUGGGUCGCAUACGGAUGCAGGGCUUACGCGUGGCCCCCCAAAAGACCGAGGUUAUCUGGUUUGCCGGACCUCGGGCAAGGGGACCACCGCGCGGGGCCCAGCUUGCCGUAGAGGGAGUCCGAGUCCCAAUUGGGACCCAGAUGAAAUAUCUGGGUCUCAUCCUCGACAGCAAAUGGAGUUUUGUGCCGCACUUCCUGCGGUUAAUCCCUCGAGUGCGCGUAGUGUCUGCCAGUCUCGGCAGGCUGACGCCCAAUCUCGGGGGACCUGGUGGAGGAGCUCGCCGCCUGUACCUCGGCGUGGUCCUGUCAAUAGCGUUGUAUGGCGCCCCCGUGUGGUACGCCGAUGUGGUGGCCAGCCAUCGCUUAAAAGACCUCUUACAGAGCUCUCAGCGCGGGCUGGUCGUCCGUGCCGCACGGGGUUACCGGACCAUCGCCACUGUGGCGGCGAUGCUAGUGGCCGGGGCGCUCCCGUGGGUGCUCGAGGCGCGCGUGUCCGCACAUGCGUACAAAGAGAAGCGUGCGCGUCUCCGGGUCCCCGGCUCCCUGGACACACAAAGAGCAGGAGGUGUGGCGCCUCCAAAAAAGGAGGUGCGCUGUCGAGGAUUGGAACGAGGGCCUGUCCCUAGAUGGGCCGGGCUCUCGCGUCGUCGGCGCCAUCGGGCCCGUUUUGAAAGAAGUGGGCCGGCGAUGCUUCGGAUCCCUCACAUACAGGUUGGGGCAGGUGCUCACCGGGCAUGGUUGCUUCGGAAGAGGGAAUUGGAGGAGGAGGGAGGUGAAGAGGAGAUAAGUCAAACAGGAAGGGAGGAAGAGCUGGAGUUGUUCAGCAAAAGUAAAAAGACGCCGAGAUCACCGUGUAAGGAGGGAGAGGGAUUAAUGAUGAUGGGAAUGGUAAAGAAAUGGAUGGAAGAGCUCAAGGGAAAAUGGGAGAGGAUGGAGGAGAGAAUGGAGGAUAGGAUGACAGUAUUAAUGGUAGAGCUGGAAAAUAUGAUGAAGAGGGAGGAGGCUUGGGGGGAGGAGAAGAAGAGGAUGGAAAAAAGAAUAGGAGAGUUGGAGAAAAAAGGGGAGAAAGGACAGGGGCAGGAGGGGAGAAGGCAAAAGAUAGAGGAGCUAGAGAGAAGAUUGAAAAGAUUGGAAUGCGGAGGAGGGGAAGAGAGAGGAAGAGGAGAUACAGGAAGGGCGGAGAUAGAAGAAAGGGUGAGAAAACUGGAAAGAACAGGGGAAAGGGAGGAGAGAUUGAGGAGGAGAAGGAACGUGGUGGUGAAAGGCGUUAAGGGGGAGGAGGGGGACGUGGGGGGAGAAUUAGGGAAAUAUUUAGACAGAUAG